Messenger RNA from Vicia villosa (hairy vetch), 1253 nucleotides. Its product is annotated as F-box protein SKIP8. Gene Ontology annotation, molecular function: protein binding. NCBI's taxonomy places the organism in Eukaryota, Viridiplantae, Streptophyta, Magnoliopsida, Fabales, Fabaceae. The record is from RefSeq and is a predicted model, not a curated record. The coding region runs from base 273 to 1136 and encodes 287 amino acids. The transcript is spliced from 3 exons.
AAUCCAUUGUAACGUUUGACGGAGAAGGCAGUAUGAACGCAGCAGUGGUGAACGGUUUGGGCUCAUUCAUACUAUCACUGAUUGAGAGAGUAAGCGAGUAGCAUCCACUCUCUCCUUUUUCUUUCUUCUUCUUUUCUUCUUCUUAUUCUUAUUAUUACUGUUAUUACCUUUUUUUCCAUUUCCCCCUUCAUUCAAAUUUAGGGUUUCCAAUUCCCACAAUUUAGGGUUUUCAUGUUCUUCGAAUCUCAAUUUUUCAUGUCUUAUGAAUCGACAUGUUCUCUCUUUUCUCCGAACCCUUCCUCCUCGCCGUCGCAGUAACCGCCCUGUGUUUCUUCCUCGCGCUCUUCUCUCUCUUUCGGCCGUUUUCCUUUCGGUUUUCUUUCGCAAGAUUCACGCCGCCGUUCAACCACUGUGCUUCGUCCGAUUCUGAAGAUUCUGUGCCUUACUUGAACGGAAGUGUUAACGGAAGUGUUGCGGAUAUGAUGGAGAUCAGUCCUUCUCCUGCGCCGGUUGUGUUGGCUGAUCGUCGUACUGGUUCGUCUAUGAUGGAGGAGCUUGUUCCAGAGAUUACGACGCACGCGCUUAGUUAUUUGGAUUAUCCGAGUUUGUGUCGGCUUUCGAUGACUAAUUCUUUGAUGCGGAAGGCUGCUAAUGAUGAUAAUGCCUGGAAAGCGCUUUAUCACAAGGAUUUCACAUUGGAACAAGGUAGCGUCAGACCAAGAAAUGGGUGGAAGGCUUACUAUGCUGCCACAAGAGCAAUUGUGAUUGUUAAUACAGAAUUUUUCAAUAUCAUAAGAGACAAAUCCAUUCAGGCAAUGAGACGUUUUUGGCUUAAUGCAGAUUACGUGAAAUGCAUCCAUGCCUCAGGAGAACUUUUUUCGGGGUAUAAUGGAGUAAUGCGGGGCUGGCAACUUGUUUUCAACUGGGAGCAAGGAUUGAACUUUCAGGUUCGGGAUGUACGAGCUCGAGUCUUGACUGACAUGGCUUGGGUUACUAUGAAAACAUAUGUUGACAUGGAUACUGUGCCGUUCUAUGUAACCAAUGUGUUUGAGUUCCAUAAUGGACGGUGGUAUAUGGUUCAUCAUCACAGUUCUGUGAUGAAUGGGGAUGUAGAUCAACAAAUUAUGCAUGGAUAAUAAUAGUGAGAGAUAAUAUGUUAUUAUGUCUGAUACUGGUUCCAGAAAAGGUUUAUUUGCAGAAGCAAGAUGCUUGAAAUUAUUUUCGUAAUUGGAAGUUUUGUUGAGUUUUGAAUA